AUGACCGACGAAGAUCGCCGAGUCAAGCGCUCGCGCUUCGACCAAACCGACCCCGAGCCUCGUCGCUCUCGAUUUGAUCGUCGCUCCCGAUCUCCCUCUGCAAGACAAUCCGAGUCAACUCGUACCCGCAGUCCACUGAGUCGCGAGCCGCGCAGCCCGGCUGGAGAUGCUCCGGCAAAGACUGCGGUUGAUCCAGCAGCAGCAGCAGCCGCCGCCGCCGCGAAGAUCAAUGCUCAGUUGCAGGCAAAGAAGGGCAUUCAGCAUGUCGACGUACCACCGAUCCGCUCGACUGAUAGCCCCGGAGCGCAGUCGGACUCGAACGCAGACGGCAACCCCAAGACCGAGAUUUAUGUCGCGGACGGAGACUAUAUCAAGGACAUUGAAAUCAACGACCUACGGAACCGAUAUACCCUGACCAAGGGUUCUACACAAAAAAUGAUCAAAGAUGAAACUGGCGCCGAUGUCACCACCCGAGGAAAUUACUAUCCGGACAAAAAUAUGGCGACCUCUGCCAACCCUCCUCUUUACCUUCAUGUGACCAGCACCAACAAGGAAGGUCUUGAGAAGGCUGUGCAGAUCAUCGAGGAUCUGAUGCAGAAGGAACUUCCGAAUCUAGUCGACGAGCGACGGUUCCGUAGGAGGGAGCCCGAGCAGCAAGUAGAGCGGGACGAGUUUGGUCGCCGUAAAUGGCCCGAUGAGCGGAUUCCUAUUGACCUCGAGCCAAUCCCCGGGUUCAAUCUGCGUGCCCAGGUUGUUGGCCAGGGCGGUGCCUACGUGAAGCACAUUCAACAGAAGACUCGGUGUCGCGUUCAGAUCAAGGGCCGGGGCUCUGGAUUCAUUGAGUCUAGCACUGGCCGGGAAAGCGACGAACCGAUGUUCUUGCAUGUCGCUGGCCCUGACCCUGAUGACGUCCAAGCAGCCAAGGAGCUCUGCGAAGAUCUCUUGGCCAACGUCCGGGAACAGUAUCAACACUUCAAGGACAAUCCCCCACAGCACAAUUAUGGUGGCUACGGCCGCGGCGGUGGAGACCGUUACCACGGUGGUGGCGGAGGCGGAGGAGGCGGAGGCGGCGGUUACAGAGAUCGAUACAACGACCGUCAUCAGCAACAUCACCAGCAAUCUCCCGGUCCCUCUGCCAGCCCCACUGACCCGGCUGCUUCGACCGCUGCUGGUGCCGACUAUAGCGCGUAUGCUCAGUACUAUGGAUCCGCUGACCCCUACGCCGCCUAUGGUGGAUAUCAAAAUUACGUGGCGUACUAUCAAUACUACCAGCAAGCCGCUGCCGCCCAGCAGCAACAACAAGCGUCCGAGGGCCAGGUGCCUCCUCCCCCCUCCUCCAGCUAG
Molecule: messenger RNA, 1344 nt
Organism: Penicillium daleae
Lineage: Eukaryota; Fungi; Ascomycota; Eurotiomycetes; Eurotiales; Aspergillaceae
Product: KH domain-containing protein
Exons: 8
Coding region: 1-1344 (447 amino acids)
Cellular component (GO): nucleus
Molecular function (GO): RNA binding
Source: RefSeq, a predicted model, not a curated record